AUGCAGCCAUUUAAUCGUGCGGUCAAACGGAUGAGAUCCGAUAAAAACUCGCUCGAUGAAUCAGGUACAAAGCAUAAGCGCCGAUUUAGUACAAGAAGAAUACCGACAGACAACUUGACAAAUAAUGUAGUUUCGUUCGGGGUGGCGAAAUCCAAAAAAGCGGUUUCGGUAUUGGAGCUCAAGAGAGCAAGAACCAAUCUUUUGGAAAACCAGAAUACAAUCACAACAGGCAUUUCUAGCAGUCCACAACCUUCCAGUCCGUUUGGGUCGAGCCAACAGUCUACGAACGAUAAUUGGCCAAUUUCCAGCGAUGAUAAGGGUGCAAUACCGUCAGACAUACAAACACCACAUAGAGGAGAUGCAGGUGUAAAUGGGAUGGGUCGAAAAUCCUCGGCUAACCGCUCGGUAUCCAAUCAGCAUCACCCAUCUUCUGAUGACAACAUAUUUUGGGCCAUAACUCCGGAUUUAAAGCACCAAAAGGACAAUCAAAGUGAUACAGAGGAUCCAUUGGAGAGCCCCACUAAUAGAGGUGCACUAUCUUCAUCACCACUACGUAUUAAAGGCACGCAUAGUGCGUCUAAUGUUGACAGCAUUGCACAGAUUUUGGAUCCAGACUUGAAACGAAUGAUUGAUAAGUAUAAUAGAGGACCAUCUGACUCACGCAGAACAAAGCUUCCAAAGCUUAUGAUAACACCCUCGUUUCUUCGAUCAAGUUCCGAUCCCAGGUCUCUAGGUAAGAGGAGAACACUGAGGAAUGUUCCCGGGCAGCUUGGGCCUAUAAUUGCAAGAAAAAGUACACUUAGUGAGAGUUUCGAGCAGAGUUUGCACAGUCGAAAACUUUACCAAGCACACAAACAGGAUGGAGAUGAGUCUCCUGCUGCAGGCAAGGAUGUUUCGCAGCUGUUAAUCGAAAUAGGGAGUAAGUUGUCAAAGGAGAGGGGAGUUGUAAGCGGGGAAGAGAAGCUGCCAAGUGGAAAUGUAACUGAGCAAAAUUCGCAACCAGAAAACGACAAGCAUCCAGAAACAGACUCUGGAGAUGAGUUUUCAGAUGAUGAUGUGGACAUGUUGGAGAUAGAUGAGCUUGCUAAUGAGGCUAGAAGAGAGAGAAUGAGUCAGAUAGGAAGUACUGAGAAGGAAGAGAAGAAUGGAAAGCAGACUGGCAAUAUUUCUUCAGAUGACAGCUUUACGGAUGAUGGUGAUGAAGUUCUUAGUUUGUAUGAGGGAUCUUCCAAGAGAGAGCAGGAAAGUACAGAUAUAAAAGGUGGAAAUGGCAAUAAAUAUGAUGAGACUGACAUCAGCAAGGCUAAAAAGGAUCAAAUUUACAUUGCUAAUGCUCCGAGUGCCAGUAAAACUAUAACUCCCAGCAGGCAAAGCAAACAAACAAUUAGCAUAGACACCAGAACAGAGUCUGAGAAAGAGAUUAGCCCAGCGCCAAUCUCCAAAUCUACAUCAUUCAAAGACAUGAAAGUGGAUCCAGAAACACAGUAUGUGACGGAUGUGAAAGCCACAAAUGGUGCUAAAGCAUGUAUCUUGAAGAAAGACUGUCACAGGUUUCAGAUCAAGAAAAUCAUCAAAAGCCAUUUCAAAGGAAAACAGGAGCAACUCAUACUGAGAUGUCUUUCGCAAGAUGACAGCAUGCAGAACAUUGUGGUUCGAGACCUGUGGGCAGAGCUAGAGUUCAAGGAAAACGAUAUCAUCAAUAUAGUUGCCGAGAAUACAGAUGGCAACUCGCAUCUUGUGGAUAAAACGCACAACUUGUUGAUCUGGAACCCGGACACGCUUCUUUCGGCAACGAUGGUUUCGCAGUCGAUAAACUGCCCGAGAGUGGCAGUCAUCAACAACAAAUUUCAAGGCCCGGGUGAGUUUGUGAUCCCAAUGCUUGUGGGAAACAUUGUUCACCGUCUUUUUCAGCAGUGUCUCAUUGAGCGGAACAUAGACACCAAGUUCAUGCUGGAUAUUGUUGAAGAGGAGCUUGAUGCGAAUCUGCUGCCCAUCAUGAGUGCCCAGUCAGACAGGGCCAGCGUGAAAAAGAUGCUUGUUGAGCACAUGGCACACAUAAAGACGUGGAUGAAGACUUAUGUGCCAAAAGAGGAGCUUCAUGGGAUGGUUGGCUCUGGUGAGACGACCUCGUUUUCUGAUACAGUGUAUCCAUCGAAGACUUCCAUUCCUUAUAAGGUGACCAACGUGUUAGACGUUGAGGAGAAUAUCAUGUCGCCCAUGUUCGGCAUAAGGGGUCUUAUCGAUGUGGUCAUUGAGGCUAUGCUCACAAAUCAGCACAGCAAGUUUGUUGUACCGAUGGAGAUCAAAACCGGGCGGGAAUACAUCACGAACAGGGCCCAGGCCUCGUUGUACACCUUAUUGAUUCGUGACAGGUACGACUUGCACACCGAUUUGCUCUCCUUGGUGUACACGAAGACGGUAUCGUCAUAUUUCGAGGCUUUGAAGAAGAAUGACCUCCGCAUGCUUGUCAACAUUCGCAAUAAGCUUUCCCAGUACAUGGUGGCUGGCAUGGCCACACUUCCACCAAUCAAAAAGGCGGCCAGCUGUGAGCGGUGCCCUGUUCUUGCAGAGUGUGCUGCUGUAAACAGCCUUGCAGAGGACGGCAGUGCAGCAGAUUUCGGCAUAGAUGAGGCCACGUACAACAGUUUGACCGAAUUCUGCGUCGAUCCGCACUACAAGAAAUUCUACCGGCACUGGAACGAGACUUUGACCAAGGAGGAGGCUCUUCUGGACAGCUUUAAGAAGCACUUGUGGUGUCUUUCGUCCAAGGAGAGGGAGGAAAAUGGCGGAAAAGCGGUGGGGAAUCUCCGUGUUGUUGGAGCAACCGAGUCUCUGCAGGCAUCAAAAAGGUACAUGUACUGGUUCACUCGUGAUAAAGCCGCAAACCCAAGCAUGAUGCUUUCGCAGCUUUCCAGACACGACCGGAUCAUCGUGAGCGAUGAACAGGGCAAGUACGGGUUGUCGUUUGGGUUUGUGGAGAACAUCAGGGAGGACUCAAUCAUCAUAAGUACGGACCGCAAGUGGAUCAACUCGAGUGUGCGGAUGAAGGAGUUCAACGAGAGCGGGAACCAGGUGUUCCAGACUGUUCUAGAGUCGUCAUACUCAACGCAGAGGAGGAAAAACGGCCGGUUGCAAGAUGGGGUGGACGAGCGCGAGUUUAACCUGCAAAUACCCGAGGUUGUGGCCGGUAAAACGUACAGAAUCGACAAGGAUGAAAUGUUUCAUGGUAUGGCACUGGCACGGUUCAACAUCUUGAAUCUUUUCCUGUCUGUUGGCGACCACAGGCGCCGCGAGAUGGUUGUUGAUCUGAAAACUCCACAUUUCACAAGACAACCAAUUGUGGACGUGAAAAUGGACACUUCUGAUUUUAACGCCGACCAGAAAGCUGCCUUUGACAAGGUGUUGCGAACGCAGGACUACUGCCUAAUUCUUGGCAUGCCUGGUACAGGGAAGACGACGGUAAUUGCGAAAAUCAUCGUGGCGUUGGCUGAAGCCGGCAAGUCAGUUCUCAUCGCCUCGUAUACGCACUCAGCGGUGGAUAAUAUCGUUGAAAAAGUACUGGAGAUCACAGACAAGCCGUCUGUUCUCAGAGUUGGCUCUCCCUCACGCAUAAGUGACAAAGUCCGCAAGUACUCGCUUUACUCUGAGGACAGCAUCUACAAGAUCAAGACCCAGGACGAUUUCGACGAUGCCAUCAUGAACACCCAGAUUGUGGCUACCACGUGUCUUGGAAUCGGCGAUCUGGUGUUUGUCCACAGGCGGGACUUCGACUACUGCAUAGUGGAUGAGGCCUCACAGGUGUCAAUGCCGGUUUGCUUGGGUCCUCUGGCACUGGCGGACAAAUUUGUGCUUGUCGGAGACCACUACCAGCUUCCACCUCUAAUAUUGAGUGCUGAGGCACGGGCUGGAGGCCUUGAUAAGUCGCUUUUUAGGCGUUUAAGUGAGGCCCACCCUGAGAGUGUCGUCCAGCUUUCCUACCAGUACAGAAUGUGCUCCGACAUCAUGGCUGUGUCCAACACCUUGAUAUAUGAGGGCCGUCUUAAGUGUGGUGAUGACAAGGUUGCAAUGCAGACGCUUGAUGUUCCGUUUCCCGACCGUGUUGUGCAGAAAUUCGGCAUUUUGCCCCCCGAAAAGAGGUGGAUGGCCCAGGUUCUGAAGCCAGAGACCAAAGUGCUGUUCAUCAACCACGAUGAGGUGCCGGCAAGAGAGGUUUGCAAAGGAGACAAGAUCGAGAACCCGACAGAAGCAAAGUUGAUCGUCCAGCUUGUGAAGACGCUCGUUCUGGGUGGUGUGGACCAGAGUUCGAUUGGAAUUAUGUCUUUUUACAAGGCCCAGCUCCGGUUUUUCUACCGGUCUUUUGGCUCCAUGUUUCCCGACCUCGAUAUACUAACUGCGGACCGGUUUCAGGGUAGGGAUAAGGAGUGCAUCAUCAUCUCCUUGGUCCGUUCAAACGAUAACAAUAAUGCGGGAGACUUGCUUCGGGAAUGGAGGAGAGUUAAUGUGGCUAUGACUAGAGCCAAAUCGAAGCUUAUCGUCUUUGGUUCUCGCAAGUUGAUGAGCACCAUCCCCCAGUUUGAGGGCUUUAUCGAGCUCUUUGAUAGCAGAAAUUGGUUUUUGAACCUCCCUCCCUCUGCCGAUAAGAUUUACGGUGGCUUUUUGGACUUCGGUUCACAACAUGGCUCUCCGAAAAAGAUGGGGGCAGACCAUAACGUUAAAAGGUUCAUGCUAUCUUCCAACUCGGCAGUUCUUCGGAAGACAAGCGUACUCAAGGAUGUUCUGGAUCAGGAAGGUGACGAAUGA
Molecule: messenger RNA, 4800 nt
Organism: Brettanomyces bruxellensis
Lineage: Eukaryota; Fungi; Ascomycota; Pichiomycetes; Pichiales; Pichiaceae
Exons: 1
Coding region: 1-4800 (1599 amino acids)
Biological process (GO): replication fork reversal
Cellular component (GO): cytoplasm
Molecular function (GO): single-stranded DNA helicase activity; 5'-flap endonuclease activity
Source: RefSeq, a predicted model, not a curated record